This is a messenger RNA of Tarenaya hassleriana, 1973 nucleotides long. RefSeq names its product probable isoprenylcysteine alpha-carbonyl methylesterase ICMEL1. The transcript is spliced from 11 exons. Bases 351 to 1778 code for a protein of 475 amino acids. NCBI's taxonomy places the organism in Eukaryota, Viridiplantae, Streptophyta, Magnoliopsida, Brassicales, Cleomaceae. The record is from RefSeq and is a predicted model, not a curated record.
AUAAUCCAAGCAUUUAACGAAUCAUAUGAACUCUGAAUUCUUUGAAAAUAUUUUUACGUCUUGUAAAACUUUUUGCAGGAAACCUGAUAAUAAGAACACAACACUUGUCAGAUCCCAUCUGGUUUCGUCCCCUUCAAUUCCCUUUGUCUUCUUCCUCUGCAUAUCGAGAUUUUCCCUUCUUUUGAUUAAUGGGUUUUCUUAGAUUUUCGUGCGGCGUGGAGUAAUCUGAUACGUUUCUACGAUCAUUUCCAUCGGUUUCCGAGAAAGUCUCCAUCUUUCCCGCGAACGGUUCGUCGAAUUUAGCAAACGGAAUCGAUUGAAGACCAGAAACAGGUCAAGGACGAGAAAGAAUGCCGUCUCAGAUUCUGCCCAUUUCAGCCCUUCCGCCCAAAUCGUCGCUCGCGACAGAAAUGUUCUUCAAACCUCAGGUUUACGAUGACCCAUCGACGAGUCUCCUCGUCUCUUCUCGAUUCGAUGACGGCCACUCGAUUUCCUCCGUCAAGCCCCUGCUUUCCCGCGCCGCAAGCUUCACCGCCUCCACCACGACGGCGCCCUCCACCACUGGCUGCGGCGGAUUCGCCGGUUGGUAUCAGAAGACACGGCGGCGAACCAACAGCGAUAACUGCUUGUCUGCGCUUCCCAAUGACGCUAAUGCCGCCGUCGACGGCGGAGAUGAUCACCGGCAAUCUCUGGGCGAGGAGGUAGAACACGCCGCCGCCGAAACGUUCCUUUUGACUCGCCUGAGCUUGAAGCUCUUGAGAUAUCUAGGGGUAGGUUACAGAUGGAUCACAAGAUUUCUGGCUCUUGGUUGCUAUGCAAUUCUUCUGAUGCCUGGCUUUAUUCAGGUCGGAUAUUACUAUUUCUUCUCUCGUCAGAUCCGUAGGAGUAUAGUUUAUGGUGAUCUACCGAGAAAUAGGCUUGAUCUGUAUCUUCCUAAAAACUCGGAUGGUCCAAAGCCCGUUGUGGCAUUCGUGACUGGUGGAGCCUGGAUUAUCGGGUAUAAGGCAUGGGGUUCUCUUUUAGGACAGCAGUUAUCAGAAAGAGGCAUUAUAGUCGCAUGCAUAGAUUACAGGAAUUUCCCUCAGGGAACUAUAAGUGACAUGAUACAGGAUUCUUCUCGGGGCAUCUCAUUUGUCUGCAAUCACAUUGCUGAGUACGGAGGUGAUCCUAACCGAAUUUAUCUUAUGGGACAGUCUGCUGGUGCACAUAUCGCGGCUUGCACCCUUGUAGAGCAAGCAAUCAAAGAAUCGGGAGAGGGAGAUACCGUGUCCUGGAGCGUUGGACAGAUAAACGGUUAUUUUGGUUUGUCUGGAGGGUACAACCUUUUAAACCUGGUAGAGCACUUCCAUGGCCGGGGACUGUAUCGUUCCAUCUUCACGAGCAUUAUGGAAGGAGACGAAGCUUUGAGACGGUUUUCUCCUGAACUGAUAGUACAAGACCCGAACAUCAGACAUGCUGUUUCCCGUCUUCCGCCUGUAGUUCUUUUCCAUGGUACCGCCGAUUACUCCAUCCCCUCGGAUGCAAGUAAAAGUUUUGCAGAAAUCCUCCAGAGGCUUGGAGUUAAAGCAGAAGCGAUCCUUUACGACGGUAAAACGCACACAGAUCUGUUUCUUCAGGAUCCAAUGAGGGGAGGGAGAGAUGAAAUGUUCGAAGACAUAGUGUCGGUAGUUCUGGGAGACGACGAGGAAGCUCUUGCUAAAAGCGCGGCCCUGCCGCCGAGGAGGAGGCUUGUGCCUGAAUUCAUGUUGAAGCUGGCUCGAUCCGUCAGCCCUUUCUGACAGAUUCAUUCUGCAGUUUUCUUCCUCCAAAACGAUACAGGUGAUUGAUCCAGUUGUACAGAUUAUAAAAAGGGUCGGCGGUCAUCAGACAGGAACAGAACAGAGAGUGUAGUUCAUGGUAAUGGAGAUGAUGACAGAUUUUUUACUUGGCAAAAAAAUACUGCCGUGGUGGAAUGGAGAUUCAGUUUUUCUUUA